AUGAAAUCAGCAGUCUUAUCCGUCCUCCUUGCUCUUGGAGCCCGCUCCGCCCACGCCCAAGUCCAGGGCGCCGCGUUCGGCUUCGCGACGGGCACCACCGGCGGCGGGGACGCUCAGCCGCAGUCACCGGCUAGUCUGGAAGAACUCACCGCCUGGAUCACAGACGACACCCCGCGCACCAUCCUCCUAGACCGGACGUGGGACUUCGCCGGCACGGAGGGCAUCACAGAUGGCAAGUGCUGCAGCACCGACACGACGACCUGCGAGAGCGGCACCUCCGCCGGGCAAGCUUGGAUCCAGGACUCCUGCGAUGAUGGCACCUGGGUGGAGUGUAAGUACGACAACGCGGCGCGCACGCCCCUCGAGGUCGGAUCAAACAAGAGCAUUGUGGGCGUGGGCAGCGAGGGCGUCCUCAAGGGGAAGGGACUGCGUGUCACGAAGGGGAACACGAACGUCAUUAUCCAGAAUAUUCACAUUACUGAUCUGAACCCCCAGUAUGUCUGGGGCGGAGACGCCAUCACGCUUGACGAUACGGAUCAGGUCUGGGUUGAUCAUAACAAGAUCUCCCUCAUCGGCCGCCAAUUCAUCGUCAGCGGCUGGGGCAAGGCCGGUCACGUGACCAUCUCGAACAACGAGUUCGACGGCGCCACGGAGUGGUCCAGCGGCUGCAACGGCAAGCACUACUGGACAGCGCUGCUAAUCGGCGAAGACGACCAGUACACGUUCUCGGGGAACUGGCUGCACGACGUGUCAGGGCGGGCGCCGCACAUGGGCACGGACAAGACCGAGUCUGGCAUCUUCUUCCACGCCGUGAACAACUACUUCCAGAACAUCGGGGGCCACGCGUUCGACAUCGACACCAACACGUGGUCGCUGCUGGAGGGGAACUACUUCGAGAAGGUGGACACGCCGCUGACGGAGACGUCGUUGGCGAGCGGCGCGCUGCUGUAUAAUGUGCCGGAUGAGACGGCUGCGGGGGCGUGCGAGGCUGCGGUUGGGUAUGUGUGUGAGUGGAAUCGCGUGGAUGAGGGGUCUGGGGAGUGGACGGCGAAGACGGAUCAGGAUGUGCUGGAUCGCGCGGGCGAGUUUAAGGAGUUUUUGGUGGAGCAUUAUGGGGUGGCUGAGGUGCCGGAGAAGGUGGUUGCCAAUGCGGGGGUGGGGAAGCUGUGA
Aspergillus campestris IBT 28561 is the source of this 1170-nucleotide messenger RNA. Its product is annotated as polysaccharide lyase family 1 protein. The coding region runs from base 1 to 1170 and encodes 389 amino acids. Gene Ontology annotation, molecular function: pectate lyase activity. The transcript has 4 exons. The record is from RefSeq and is a predicted model, not a curated record. NCBI's taxonomy places the organism in Eukaryota, Fungi, Ascomycota, Eurotiomycetes, Eurotiales, Aspergillaceae.